CUGUAACUUAUGCUCUAUUUGGUUGCAGGUUUUAUUUGCAACAACAAUGGAGAAUGCAAUCUCCAUAAACAAUAAUACAAAUCAAGAAACCCCAUUUUCUCCAAAAGCAUCAUUAACCCGUUAUUGGAAAUCACACAUUUCAAAUUCUCUCCCAAUACCCAAUUUCCUCAUCUCCAAAGCCUCUCCUCUCUCCGCUGUCAAAGCCGCCUUCUUUUCAAACCUCGCCGCCCAUAACGAACUCUCCACCUACCUCUCCUCCUUCUGCUCCGCCGCAAACCUCCUCUGUUCCUUCAACUCUGCCAACAAUCCGAAUAACAAUUUCAAACACGGGAUUGGGUUUCUCAUUUAUAGUAACGCAACCGGUCCUCACAGGUUUCUAUCUAAUAAAAUGGUUGAACCGGAGAAAUUCUUUCGAGAAUCCCAACUUAAAUCGGGUACAAUCAUGAAUAUGCCCGACAUUCGCGACACCAUGCCCGAAAGGUCGUUCUUGCCCCGCUCUAUAGUCUCGAAUUUACCUUUUUCAACCUCAAGGUUAGACCAAUUGAAGCAAUUGUUCCAUGCAAGCCACGACUCGGUGGCCGAGCGAGUCCUGGUUAACGCGCUGACUGAGUGCGAGAGAAACCCUAACUCGGGCGAGACCAAACGAUGCGUCGGAUCCAUUGAAGACAUGAUAGAUUUUUCAAUAUCGGUUCUCGGCCCAAAUGUGGUGGCCCGAACAACCGAGAAUACAAACGGGUGGGCACAAAGUGUUAUGAUUGGAAGCGUAAAUCGAAUAAACGAUGGAAAUAUAAGCAAGUCCGUGUCAUGUCACCAAAUCCUUUACCCUUACUUGUUAUACUGUUGUCAUUCUCUCCCAAAUGUUAGGGUUUAUGCUGCGGACAUCCUCGACGUACAAACUAAGGUAAAAAUUAAUAACGGGAUUGCAGUUUGUCAUCUCGACACAUCUGAUUGGAGCCCGGAACAUGGAGCUUUUUUGGCGCUUAAAUCAAGCCCCGGACUCAUUGAGGUUUGUCAUUGGAUAUUUGAGAACGACAUGAAUUGGACCGUUGCACAAUCACAAUGAUUAUGUAUUGUUAAUUUAUGUUUGUAAUAAUGUUUGUGGUUAAAUGAUUGUAAAACAAGAUUGGAGAAUGUGAGAAGCAAUGUAAAUGUAAUAAAAGGUGUGACAAAAUAAUGAUAAUGCAUAAGUUCUUAAUCGCAA
Molecule: messenger RNA, 1201 nt
Organism: Impatiens glandulifera
Lineage: Eukaryota; Viridiplantae; Streptophyta; Magnoliopsida; Ericales; Balsaminaceae
Product: polygalacturonase 1 beta-like protein 3
Exons: 1
Coding region: 47-1063 (338 amino acids)
Source: RefSeq, a predicted model, not a curated record